This is a messenger RNA of Andrographis paniculata, 1311 nucleotides long. Its product is annotated as transcription factor BEE 2-like. The record is from RefSeq and is a predicted model, not a curated record. NCBI's taxonomy places the organism in Eukaryota, Viridiplantae, Streptophyta, Magnoliopsida, Lamiales, Acanthaceae. Gene Ontology annotation, molecular function: protein dimerization activity; DNA-binding transcription factor activity. The transcript is spliced from 6 exons. Gene Ontology annotation, biological process: regulation of DNA-templated transcription. Gene Ontology annotation, cellular component: nucleus. The coding region runs from base 103 to 876 and encodes 257 amino acids.
UUUUUUUCAAUUCAAUUCAAUCCAAUCCAAUCCUAUCCACAUUUCCAUCUCCAUUAUAAAUCCCACAAUCACCUCUCCCGCUUCUCCACACCCAAUUCCGCCAUGGACCACCACCUCGCCCUACUGCGCCGCCACAGCGCCGCCAUCUGGCACAUCUCCUCCGACCAAAUGCCGCCGCCGCUCUCCAACAACAGCACCAAUUCCUCCUUAACCAUGGCAGUAUGCAACAGUAGUAGCAGUAGCAGUCCCAUCAAGAAGAGAAAAGCCUCACAGUUCGAUGAUUUGGGCUCCGCCGAAUCCGAAAUCACCGCCAAGCCCGAGCCCGAGCCCGAGCCCGAACCCAAUUCCUCCUCCAAAGUCUCCUCCUCCGACUACAUCCACGUCAGGGCCCGCCGCGGCCAGGCCACCGAUAGCCACAGCUUAGCCGAAAGAGCGAGGAGGGAGAAGAUCAGCAAGAAGAUGAAGUGCCUGCAAGACCUAGUCCCAGGAUGCAAUAAAGUCAUCGGAAAAGCUGGAAUGCUCGACGAAAUCAUUAACUAUGUCCAAUCCCUACAAAAACAAGUCGAGUUCCUCUCCAUGAAACUCGCCGCCAUUAAUCCCCGCCUCGACUUCACCAUCGACAAUUUCUUCGCCAAAGAGAAUAUUCCGGCGUAUCUGGCAGCCCAAUUCGACGGCGCCGACCCGAUCUGCAGCUUCGAUUAUCAAAUACAACACGGAGCCGACGAUGUCCCAAUGAUUCCUCAAAAAUUAGGAAUCUCCGGCGCCGGCGACCCUAAUUUUCUCAUUAAUCCGGCCACCAGCAGCUCUACAAAUAUCUCUGUAUAUAUAUAUAUCCGAUUUCUUACAUCCUCCAUUAAUCUUACAAUAAACAACUAAUAAACCCUGUUUGUUCAAUAUGUGCAGAUUCCAGGGUGGGAAUCGGAUUGGCCGAGCUUCUUCAAUGGUGGAUUUCAUUAGAAAAGUCGAAAAUACUUUAUCCAGCAGCUGUCUCUUUAGUUUACAGAUAAGCCUAGCUAGCUAGGAGCAGUAAAGAACUAAUUUUUUCCAUUACCAAAAAGGCAAUUCUUUUCCAUGGAGAGGGCUUCUUGCAAUCAGUGUAUAUCUCUAUCUCUAUAUAUAUAAUUUGUAUUCCUUUCAUAAAUUAUAUAUAUAAUAUUGGUUUGAAAUGUAUCAUUAUCACCUCAUAAUUAAUAAUGAUCUCUCUAUAUAUAUGUACAGCCCACAAUUUGGAGAUGAAUGUAUUCUUCUAAAUUACAGUUUUUUUUUUUUUUUAGAGUUAUUUGGGAUAUCAUGUUUUUGUAAAGAUGGUUA